AUGGGGAAGGGGGAUCGGAGGGCGAAGGGCGAGCGCUCGGCCAGCAGUGCCGCAGCGGCAGCCAAGGUUGGCACGAUCCACAAGGGCGCCGCGGGCUUCGGGUUCGGCGGGUUUUCCGGCUCCCAGAGGGUCGAGAUCGCGGCGGAGAGCCCUGUGCCCGGGGCGGAGAGGAGCCCAGCGCAGGCACCCAGCCCGGGCGUGUCGGCGGACGCUGCGCCACCGCUGAGCAGCGAGCUCGACGGAGACAUCUCGCAGCACUUCAAGCAAUGCUCGAAGGCCGACCAGGCGACGCGCCGGAAGGCGCUGCAGGCGCUGCGGGCGGCCAUUCCGUCCAAGCCGCAGGCGUCCCUCUGCGUCGCCGUCCUCCCGUGGUGCUACCACUUCAAGCGCCUCGUCCUCGACAACAGCCGCUCGGUCAGACUGGAGGCCGUGGGCGUCGCCACGGACCUGGCCACCUCCCUGGGGCGUGCCGCUGCCCCGGCGCUCCCCCAGCUCCUGGGCCCCUGGCUCAUGGCUGAGCAGGACCCCCACAAAGACACCGCCGCGGCGGCCUCCGCGGGCCUCCAGGGGUUCCUGCCGGGAAGCAAGCGGGACAGCGCGGCGGUGAUGUUCCGCGGCCCGGUGGUGGCGCACCUCGCGUCGGUGCUGGCGUCGGACGCGAACACGCUCGGCGACCCGCGCCGCGAGGAGCCGCACGACCUCGCCGACCGCCGCGAGCGCGCCCACAGCCAGGCGCUGCUGGCGCUCGGGGCGCUGGCCGCGGCGUCCGCGCGCGUCGAGCACGGGGGCGCCGACCUCGCGGGGGAGAUCGUCGGCGUGCUCGAGGCCCGGCAGUUCCUCCCGAAGCACGCGGCGGACGCGAGCGCCAACGUCCGCGCCGCAAUGUACGCGAUGCUGCGCGCGCUGACGCAGGCGCCGGCGCUGCUCGACCGCGUCGAGGCCUGCGUGGCGCCCGUCGUCCUCGGGGCGCUCGGCGAGCGCGAGCCGCUGGCGCUCCCGGCGAUGCUGGACAUGUUGGUGUUGUACCUGAAACACCGCCCGGGGGUGUGGGCGCACGCGGGGGCGGCGGGCGGGGCCGCGCGCGGCCGCCUCGUCGCGGCCCUGCGCGCGAGCUGGUGGGGCGCGUCGGGCGCGUGCGGGCCCGCCACUGCCGUCGUGCUCUCGCUCCUGCCAGAGAGCGUCGUCGGCGCCGAACGCGAGGGCAUCGCAGAGAUGUGCACCGCCAUGUGGCGGGGGGCGAGCAGUGACCCCCUACGUGCGUCCCGGCAGGCCAUGUUGGGCGCGCUUGAGGACUGCGCUGCGGUGGAGCUGUCGCGUGCGCACAGCGACGGCGCGGACGGGGCCGCGGCUGCGCGCCUGCUGCGGUCUUUCAUCGUGGGCGAGCUGGUGCCCGCCGCCACGCACCCCGACACCGCGCCGUACGCGGUGACGGUCCUCGCGAGCGUCGCGACACGCACGACCGGCGCAGCGCUGCGCGCGCUCCUCUCCGCCGUGGGCGCCGCUGCGGCAGAGGCGCUGUCGCCUGACAACAACGCUGACGUGCACGCGGUCGCGACGCUCGUGGACCGCCUGUGCGCGAGGGAGGCCGGCACCGAGCAGCGCGCUGCGCUCCUGCGCCCGCUGCUGGGCAAGCUCUCUCCGGCCGUCGCGGCGGGCACCGCGUCAGACGCGGCGGCGGGCCUGCUGGAGCGACUGACCGCGUCGCGGGAGGUUGCCUGCGAGCUCCCGGAGGCAGACCAGGUCCUCCGUGCCAUCGUCGAGCGAUCCAGGGGCGGCUCGGACUGCUCGGGGUACGGCGCGCUCCUGGUCGGUCUCCUUGCCGCCGCGGACGGUGACGCUGUCAGCCGCGCGGUCACUGUGCUGGCGGAGCCCGCGAACAGGGAGGCGCUGCUCGCGGUGCUGCGUAUCUCCGUGGCGCGCGGGCACGGCGGCGUGUGGCGGUGCGCGGCGCUCGACGGUGCGUGCGCGCGCGAGGCCAAGGAAGCCAGGGGGUCGCCUGCGGCGGCGCAGCUGCUGGGUCUGCUUGCGGGCUCCGAGGGGGAGGCGCUCGUAUCGGCCGAGGCCCUGCCGUUCGCGCUGACUGGACUCGCGGACGCCGUUGGCCAGGGCGGCGCUGUUGCGUCCGCGGCCACGAGCGCCCUGGGCAAGUGCCUGCCUCGGGCCGCCGCGGCGCUGUCGAAUUCCGAGCGUUCCAGGGCGCGCACGGAUGUCGUGAAGGCGGCGCUGGGCGCAGUGCAGCGUGCGGCGUGGCGCGCCGACCGCCGGCUGAUGCUAGACUCAGACGCACAGCUCGACACCGCUGCCGAGGCGGCGGACGCGGCGUGGGGGCGCGGCCGGGCGGGGCUGUACGGCGCCACGAUCGAGGCCAUCCUGGGCGAAGACGCACGGGCGGCAAGUGCGGGUGGGGACCCUCAGCAGCUCGCGGCUGACUGCGUGGAUGUCCGCGGCUUCGUCGCGUCGCGGCUCAACGGAGCGAUCUCGGACACGCAGCCGCGGGCCGAUGCGGACGCGCUGCAGCCGUGGGCGGAGGCCUGGGCCAGCAGGAUCGUGGACACGGUAGCCAGCGAGCGGGGCCCUCACACGGCGGAGGCCCUGUUUGCUCAUGCGCCUUGGACGGAGGUCCUCGGCGACGACCGGCCGUGGUGCCCGUCGGCGGCGACCGAUCGAAGGAGGUCGCCGCUGCUGCACGUGUUGUCCCACGCGCUGGACCAGGACCCGGAGGCGACGCUGCGUGGGAAGUGGGGGCCCCGCAUCUUGGUGGCGCUCAGCGCGGCGUCUGCGCCGGGCGGGGCUGACGCGAAGCGCUACGCCGCGGCGCUGCAGUCGUGCCUGCGCCGCUCGGUGACGGACAGCGGCCUGACGGAGGUGGUGAUGGCUGCCGCCAGGAGCGCAGCUGCGGUGCAUCGCGGCACGGACUCCGCGACGGCGAUGCGCACUGCGCACGCGCUCGGGAGGCUGCUCGCUGACGCCGCGAGGGCGCACCACGCCGUCGAGGGGGGCACGUUCCUGAAGAGGAUCGUGGAAGGGGUAGCACAUGAGGCGGUCACGGCGCAGGAGGGGCCAACGCUGCUUGCAACGCACCAGAUCGCCGGUGUGCUCAUCGAGCACGUCGUCGGCGCAGCCGUUGCGCAUUUCGGCGACCUCGGGCCCGUCGCAGACGUCCUGCAGCGGUCGGUGGAACGGGCCCGCGCUGGGCCAACGCCGUUCGCUGCCGUGUCGCAGGGCAUCGUUGACCUCGAGGCUGCACUCGCACGCGCAGAGCUUGCGAUCGCGUGUAUGCGCGGGAUGUGCGUCGCGGCCGAAGACCCGGCUCUGGCCAGAGCGUUGAAGUCCAACACCAGGGGUGCUGACGCAGCGAUCCUGACGCUGCUGCGGCGCAACCUGACGGACGAGCGCGCCACGCGCGACGAGCUUCACGAGGCUGAGGACGAAGGCGGGGCUCUCGCGGAGCUGUGCGCGAAGGCGACGCGGCAGCUCCUGGUGACGUGUCGCUGUGCCAUCAUCGUGUGCGCAGACGCCCUGGCCGACGAUGACCUGCCCGCGCUGCUCGAGUGCACGUCCCUCGGCAUGGCCGCGUGGCGGCAGAGCCUUCAAGCUGCGGCUGAGGCCGUCGCCGACGGCUGCCAGGACGCGUUCGACACGGAGUGCGCCGUCCACGAGGUCGCGGACGCUGGUGACGACGACGCAGCGACGCCCCUCGACGAGCGCAUCCGCAAGCUGGCGCGCGCCGACGCAGUCGACGCUGUGUCGGCGGGGGCGUUCCUGGGCUCGGUGUCCACUGCGCUGCGGGAGGGGUCUCUGGGGACCGCGGUGCGAGCGCCGGGGGGCUCGGACGCGGUCAACGCCGCGGCCGCAGCGGUGUCGAGCGCAGUGCGCAUCCGCAGCGCGGCCGGCUUCGGCGCCUUCGUCACCUCGGCUGCAGCGGACAUCGUCAUGUCGGUUGUGGCGGUUGGGUCGGUGCACGCGGUCGUUGAGGCUGCGGCCGCUGCGUGCGCAUCGGCGGCGCCGGAGCGGGCGGAAGAGCUCGUCGAGGCGUGGAUCGAGGAGCUGUCCGGCACCGCGGCGGUGUGGCGCAGCGCGAACGACGCGCUGGCACACCUGGGGCCGAAACAGGCCGCUGCGGCGGUCACCGAGGCGCUGGCCGAGGUCAAGGACUGGCACGAGCUCUCGGGCGCCUCGACUGCGUCUGCGCUCGUCGAGGUCGCCGCGGGCGGGCCGCACGUCCCGCGCCACCUGCGCGCCAGCGCCGCCUGGACCCUGUGCGCCCCCGGGGCCCUGGCGCGCAUCGCGCUCGACGUCGACCACGCGGAGACCGCCGUGCAGGACGAGGCGAUGGAGCCGGAGGGCAUGGUCGAGGACUGCGGCACGGGCGAGCGCACGAUGCCCGAAAGAGAGAGGGACGCCGGCGCACCCGCCGCGGCCACGCCGGAGCCGCCGCGGAGCCGCGGGCAGGACGUCGAGCUCGCCGUCGGCUCGGACGCGACGCCCGAGCAGCUCCUGGAGCGCGCCGGGCUCUGUCCGGCGCUGGUCCGCGCGCUGCGGCGGCCAGGCCUGGUUCCGUGGGCGCUGGUGCUGAUGCUGCUGGACGCCGGCGGGGAGGGCGCGUCGGCGGGGGCGGACCCGUGCGCGCGCGUGGAGCAGGUCCUCGGGGAGUACUCUGAGCUCGUCGCCCCCGCGCUGACCGCGGCCGCCGCGGCGACGGUCGUCGGCUGGGAGGCCGGCGCUGGCCCAGCGCCUUCGUCUCCGAGCACUGCGCCGCUCGCCGAGCUCCUGCUCGCGGCGCUGCGUGCGGAGCACGGCGACGACGACGACGAGGGCUCGGACGACGAGAGCGACGACGGGCAGGGCAGCGCCACCGCUGCGUUCUGCCGCGCUGUGUUCUCCGGGGUGCUGCAGCGGCUCCCCGGGCCCGCGCGGCAGUGGUUCGUGGAGCUCCGGGACCGCCGGCUGGCCACCGCGGUCGAGGAGUACGUGUCCGCGGUCGAGUCCCCCGCGGCGAUCGCGCGGGAGAUCGCGGCGGCGCAGGACGCCGGCGGGAAGAUGCAGGCCGACGGCCUGGACGACGACAACCAGUUCGAGCUGCGGGCGAGCACGGGAACGCGCGAGGUGUCGGCGCUCCUGGAGGUCGAGGACGGGGCGUCGCUCGAGCUAUGCAUCAAGCUGCCGGCGUCGUGGCCACUGCGGCACGCCGAGGUGGAGUGCCGCCGCAAGGUCGGGCUGACGGACAUGGAGCUGCGGAAGUGGGUGAUGGGCGUGGCGGUGUUCCUGCGGAGCCACAGCGGGACGGUGGGCGAGGCGGUGUCGAUGUGGCGCCGGCGGGCGCUCCGGAAGUUCUCCGGCGUCGAGCCGUGCCUCAUCUGCUACUCGGUGGUCCACCCGGCCAACCGCUCCCUCCCACGCAUGUCCUGCCAAACCUGCGCGCAGAACUUCCACGCGCAGUGCCUGUACAAGUGGUUCAAGUCGAGCGGAAAGAGCAACUGCCCGCACUGCCAGUCGCCGUGGUAG
Pedinophyceae sp. YPF-701 is the source of this 5505-nucleotide messenger RNA. The record is from the annotation of a GenBank genome assembly. Lineage: Eukaryota; Viridiplantae; Chlorophyta; Pedinophyceae.